Molecule: messenger RNA, 7388 nt
Organism: Coregonus sp. 'balchen'
Lineage: Eukaryota; Metazoa; Chordata; Actinopteri; Salmoniformes; Salmonidae
Source: the annotation of a GenBank genome assembly
AUGUCUAAACUACAGUCGUUUCGUGCGUUCUUAAACGAGCGUUUAACAGCGGCUGCUGUGGAGAUUUUUGGGGCAGUUGAGCAAACGGUAGUGGACUACCAGGAGGAGAAUGAUCGGCUACGGAGACUGCUGCGGAUCACACCGGAGAUAAAUCGAUGCAGAAUAGGUUCGUAUGGAGAUCUACUGAUGGCUAGAUAGUUAGCAGUUCUGCUCAAUAAAUAAACUGUUUAGGGGUUUAGUGAUCACCAUUUCAAGAUGUUUUAUUAACUGCUACCACCGUUUCUAAACCCAGAGGCCCAACAUCGUCAGACUUCCGGGAACGCUUGCAAAGCAAGAUAUGGCAGACCGGGGUAUGAGAAGUCAAUGAGAGAAGUGAAAUAUUCCUCCUUAGUUGUGCAUUAUCUCGAUUUCUAAAGGCACAGCCUAGAUUCAAACCAAUGUUUUAAGCAGGUGAACAUGUCAUUAGUACAACCUCAUGAAAGUGGCAAACUGACACUACUUUAUAUGCCUAAGAGUUGACGGCUUGCACAUGCGCAGUUCGGCGGGAGACGACUGACCUUAUAAAGCCACACAGUGGAGGUGUCACAAUACCCAUAAAACAUAGCAGUCAAACAGGAAAGGGGUUCCAAUCGUUUUUCCACAACACAUUUUCCCCAUCGGGAAUUUUAGAAACACUUAAAAUAAGGGCUGUGUUUCAUGUAGGCUUACCCUCGCGUGACGUUUUGAUACCCAUGUAAAUAUCUAUCGGACAAGGUGACUUAACAAUAUAUUUGCCUGUAUUUACACCCCAACAAUGAAAUUAGCUGCCAAUGUGGUUAUCAUAAAGAACUACAAAUGCCAUGAUGAUCUGGAGGAGACUGACGAAUCGAGGCAAAGGUAAGAAUCUCUGGAUUAAAAAUGCUAGUUAAAUGUAGUAAUGAAUAAAUUGGCUACAUUCCUUUAAAUUGACAAUUCUGUGAACCUGUCUUGUGCAAGUUGUAAGUUGACACAAUACCUGUUAGCAAAGGUGUCAAGUAGAGAUGACGUGCAGGGAUUUGUAGUUUUGCAUGAUGUCUACUUUGAUGCUAAUUAGCAUUUUCGAAUCUGAGAGUAAAUAGAGCCAAACAUAUUGAUAAAAGUCACCUUGUCUGAGAGAGAUUGAUUUACAUGAUUAUCAAAACGUCACGCAAUGGUAAGCCUACAUGAAACACAGCCCUUAUUUUAAGUGUUUAUCAAAUCCCCUUUGGGAAAAAUGAAUGGUGGAAAAACAAUUUGACCGCUAGGUUUUAUGGGUAUUAUGACACCUCCACUGUGGGGCUCUGUAGGCAAUCAUUCUCCCCUGGGGUGUGUUCAGUUCGCUUGAACGUUUGCGACAUUGCAGAACGCUUUGGACUUCGGUGGGUGUGCUGGGGUGUGGCUUGAAGCAAUGAGUGACAUUUAAAGGGCAUUUGAACCCACAGACCCAACCCCUCCCCGUUUUUCCAACUGGUCGCUCAGCACAGUUUCCGUUUCAUUGAAAGUUCUAUUACGUUUUCAUGUACUGAAUGCAGCCCUGGUUAGACCCGAUGACGUGUUUCUGAGAAUGAGCUUAGGUAGCUAACGUCGCCACGACAUUGCCCUACAGGCGUAAUCAGUUUCUACAUAUCUUCCUACCAAACUAUCUUUGCUAAUACCAUACAUGGAUACAAACAUUGUCACAAAACCAGGAAGUGAUUUGAAUUUAUAAAUUAACGUGUAUACAUUUUUUUGCGUUAGAAAUAAAUAUCUUUAUCUUCAGUUUAUUGAUAAGUAAUUAAAAGUAGGUUAUAGUUGUUCAUGAAUCUACUUAAAUCUAGAGUCCUUAAUUGAAACAAUAAUAAAGUGGGGUUACCCCGCCUCUGUUUUGGUAAAAAGGUGAGGGAUGAGCCUGGAGAAAUGUAACCACUCUCAAAUUCAUAGACAGAGCUAUGGAUGCAAGGACUGACCAUCCAUGAUAUCAACAUUAUGGUUGUAACCAUGUUUUGAGGCUAUAUUUACAUUGUUUACAAACAUUGGAGUAAAACAAGCUUAUAUUUUGUGUUCUGUUGAGGGGCAACAGUUGACCUAAGCUCAUGAGGCAUUUAUACAUUAUAUUCUUCAAGUCAAAACAUUUAUGUAGCAACUAAGGAUUCUAGUUUUAACUUCGAAUUGACACCAACCCUGAUGUCUUAAAGCUGUAUAUAUAUAUAAGCUCUGCUCCUCUCUCCUUUCCUCCAGACUCCCUGCAGCUCUCUCUCGCUGUCUCUGAAGAGGAGGUUCUCCCUGAUCAGCAGCACUGUGAGCAGGAGUGGAGCCCCAGUCUGGGGCAGGAGAACCCAGAGCUUCCACAGAUUAAAGAGGAACAAGAGGAACUCAGGACCACUCAGGAGGAAGAGCAGCUUCAAGGGCUGGAGGCUGAUAUCAUAGAGUUCAAAUUCACUCCUUCCUGUGUGAAAAGUGAAUGUGAUCAGGAGGACCCACUUCAGCCCUUGACUCUUCCCCAAACCCAGACUGUGGAGAACAGAGAGAGGGACCCUAAACAAGUAGAUCUCACACCUUUUGUUACUGUGACCCACCUUAAGGGUCUCUACAUUCCCUGUGACCCUCCAGGUAAUCAAAACAAUGCCUCCAGCCACAGCUCAGCUGUAAGCAGUGACCCAGUAGGACUUGACAGCAGCCCACCAUUGGAUCCCAGCCCAUCAUUGGGGGAACACUGUUUCAAACCCAGCACCAUGUCUAGAAAAACUCACCGCUGCCGUGACUGUGGUGAAAUGUUUGUUCUGAAAACGGACUUGCAGAGGCAUGUGACUCUCCCCAUGCAGAGACCCAAUGAAUGCCGCUUCUGCAAAAAACGCUACAACUCCACCUGUAAACUGAAGGCCCAUGUCCGACUCUGUCGCGGUAGGAAACCCUGCACCUGCCCUAUUUGUAGCAAGACCGUCAAACUCAAAGGAGAUCUGUCCAAGCACAUGAGGAUUCACACAGGGGAGAAAUCAUUCAGUUGUGGUUACUGUGGGAAGCACUUCAAUCGCAAGGGGAACCUAACCGAUCAUAUUCCGAUUCACACAGGAGAGAAAGCAUUUAGCUGUGGUGACUGCGGGAAAAGAUUCAGUCAGAAGGGGACCCUAAGGAAGCAUAAACUGACUCACAGAGGAGAGAAACCAUUUAUCUGUGGAGACUGUGGGAAAAGCUUCUAUCAGAAGGGGGACCUAAGUAGGCAUAUACGGACUCACACAGGAGAGAAACUCUUUAUCUGUGGUGAUUGUGGGAAAAGCUUCAAUUUGAAGGGGAACCUAAAGAAGCAUGAACUGACUCACACAGAAGAUAAACCAUUUAGCUGUGAUGACUGUGGGAAAAGCUUCAAUCACAAGUCUAACUUACUGACGCAUGUGAAAAACAUCCACAAAGGAGGAAAACAGGAUGAAAACUGAAAGAAAUAAAAAUUAGGACAAAGAUAUAUUUAGUCACAAGAUGAGAAUAAAAAGGCAGGAUGUGGACAAUACUCUGAGUACACGCUCAUAGACUCACAUCCAGUGGUUGGUGGAGGAUGAUAAGAUGAUACCUCUCCCAGGGACCUGCUCUCCAUGCUUCAGGAUGAUAGUUUCUCUGGUCCCUGAUCUGUUCUAUUCAUAAACUGCUGUUUCUAUAAUAAUAAUAAUAAUAUAAUAUAAUAUGCCAUUUAGCAGACGCUUUUAUCCAAAGCGACUUACAGUCAUGCGUGCAUACAUUUUUUGUGUAUGGGUGGUCCCGGGGAUCGAACCCACUACCUUGGCGUUACAAGCGCCGUGCUCUACCAGCUGAGCUACAGAGGACCACGUUUCUCUCCACAGGUGCUCUCUGCUACUCUCUGGUCUACAUGGAGGGCCUAUCUACUUUACAUCUGUCUGGAGGGGGAGAUAGAGAUCACAGAAUGAGGUUUCUAGUCUCCCAACACUCUCAGAGGCUUUUUAGAGGAAAAUACUGCCUUUUCAGGUCAUGUCACAAGUCUGACAGUGGCACUUCUAAUGAACUCGGUGCUGACACUUUUCCUUUCUAACCACUAGAUGGCACUGUUGGAGAUGUGAUCCCUAUCACAGUGUCUGUUUUAAACACUGUGUUCUUGCCCAUUUACUAAACCCUGUCUUAGUUACCCAUUACUAAACACAUUUAAACAACACACACACACACUGUAUUACAGCUACACAGGACCAUGCUAAACUGAACCAGACAUGACUGACCUGUCUUGGACUGGACUGACCAUAAGGGGAUGUUAUAGAAUAGAUGGUGUGUACUGUGGGGUCAGAGGUGACUGUAAAUCAGGAUUAGGUUCACAACACCAGGAGGAUCAAAGUAAACAGGUGUGUGUUAUCCAGAUUUAUCCCAAUGUGGAGGAGUGGGACUUUAACUGUAUGCAUUGAUCUACUACAAUAGAAAGAGGUGUAGAUGAUAUAUCUGCUUAAAUGCUCCCCAAAGGAGGACAUCUUUUCAUUCUAUACAUACAGACUUCUAGACUAAUGAAUGUUGAAUAGAUCAAACUAAACCCAUGUUUGCUCCUCAGUGUCCCUCUGCUUAAGAGGUGUCUGCAUGACAUCCUACUAUAGCAAAAGGAGAUCGGCUAGCUGGCCAGUGAAGUGGAUCUAUUACACUAACAAGGAUCCUUUCAGUAGGCUACAACAACAUGAGAAGUGAGAAUGGGAAUUGUAUUUCUAAUCUCUAUCCCUCCCUGUGUGUAGCGAGUUUAGAAAGGGUGAGUGGAACAGAGUUAAAAAUGUACCGUAAACUCACUCCACAGCAAGCUUGAAAUGUCACCGCUGGAGCUAUCAAGAUUAGAUAUUAGAUAUUUCUCCAUAGCUCAACAAGUUGGUACAUUGUCAAGGAGUUAGGUCACGUGUGUUUGCAAGCAGAGGAUCACUUGUUAGAGCCCGAUAUACGGACAGUGGAGGAAGCUAUACUGUUAACAGAACACUGAUGUCCAUUUCACUCAACAGGAUACUAGGAGAUGUAGGAGAGAGAAACAGGAGAGUGUACAACUGAAUGCUGAGAGGGCACUGUUGUGACUAUCUCUCUGCAGUGCUAUUUUGUCCUGUUGUGAGACUGUCUGGCAACAUAUUGUCAUCAAUACUUUACUCGCAACUAAACAAACGACCCAAGUGGUGGUGACGGAGAGUAGAAGAGUGUCUUCUCUUUUCAAUCCUCUCUCUCUCUGAGAACUGAUACCAAUUACACAUAUCAGUCGCUAGGAGGCAGCACUUCACUGUUCCAAUCAGAAUGCAAGGAGCCUUGGAAUGAAUACUACCUUUGAAGAAACGGAAAUAUCCAUGGAUGAAUGUAAUGUAAUUCUGUAAUGACGUGGGUUAGUUAUUGCAGCACUCACAUUACUACUGACUUUUCUGUUGUGAUACGCAUCAUAAUUUUCUGUUGUGACACACUUCAUCAUUGUGUUGUCCUUGUUCUGUUUUAGCUCUUCUUUACACCUCUGUGGAUGAUAAGCCUGGUACAUAAGUCAUGGAAACAGGACUGAAGUCUGUUGACACUCAAAGUUAGCGUCACAUACACACACCUGUCCCACUACAUUAACAGACCUAUGCUUUAUACAACCAGUCAACCCAGCUGCGGAUUUCAGAAAAAAUAUUAAUAUAUAUUUUUAAACGUUCCAUGUAAGUAAAGUUGAUUUGAUUCAAAUGAUGUUAUAGUCAGAGACAUUGAAAAUAUAUGCUUUCUAGAAAAUAUCUCCUUCCAUUUGUUCAAGAGUAUUUAUCAUCCAUUUUGUCCUAAUGCUGCUCAAGUAAUGAUCUACAGUAGACUCCUGAUAAGUGCAUUUUGUACAUGUGCAAACUCUGUUUUAAGUGCAUUACAGUGUUUUUUCAGCCCCCUUUCAAUCUUUAUAAUUUAUUUUGAUAACUGCGUUCUUCGGUUUAGUGCAUGCUGUCCCAACAGUCCCAAGCUGUUGCGGGUCUUUCAAUUAAAUUCAUGCAAGAAAUUAUCAUCCUAGAUCACUCUAUUAUUUAAUAGAACUGUUGUGCCCUUGAGCAAGGCACUUAACUCUAAUUGCUCCUGUAAAUCUCUCUGGAUAAGAGCGUCUGCUAAAUCAAAUGUUUCGUGUUUCCCAAUAUGUAAUUCUCUGUUUUCAUCUGUAGCGUGUAGUACAAAACCCAUCCACAUGGGGGCACUGCUGUGUGUUUAUGGGCUUGUCACCCGCUUCUACAAAAAAACAAAAAAAGACAAUAUGGAAGGAAAACUUGGAGCUUGUUUGUGACCACCAUUCUUAGCUGACCAACUGAAGGGGAAGAUUCCCGGUGUUUGGUGCGACGCAGACAGGGUGGCAUGAGUGGAGAAACAGAAGAAUCAUUGUCUGUUAUUUUGAGUUUUGAUGUUGAGUCUUUGCCCGACAAAGUGAUGUUAGGAUAUAUAAGUUAUCCUGUACGAACUUUUGUGCCGAAUCGUUGUUACACGUGUCAAGCUUAUGGGCUUGUGUCAGCAGUGUGUAGGAGGGAGGUUCCUGGGUGUGAGAAGUGUGCAGAAGGGCAUGAGACAAAGGAAUGUGUCGCAUUGGGGAAAGUAGUGGUAUGUGUUAAUUGUAGGGGUGCCCGUGGGGCUGGGGAUCAGAAAGGUCCCGGGCAAGAGAGGCAGGUUGAGGUUUCCAGGGUUAGAGUACUGCAAAAGUUGUCAUAUGCUGAGGCAGUGAAGAAAGUAGAGGAAGAUGGGUCAAGGGGGAGGGAUCCUGAGAGGAGUGGUGUGGGUAGUAGAUCUGUACCAGUACAGAGGGAUAAACCAACAAGUGAUAUACGUUUCAGUAAGAUUGGAUUUUUGGCAUUUAUAUCAAUGGUUAUCAACUGUACGGCAGGGAUGGAACGUAAGUCGCAGAAAAUAGAAGUUGUGGUGGCAGCUGCAGAGAGGAGAGUUACAGGGUGUGUUAAGUGGUGGUGUCCCAUCCUUUCAGGCUGUUGGCCUGAAGUAGGACUAAAUAGAUUUAAAUAGUGGAGUAUGGUAUUUAUUAUUGUUUUUGUGAGUGUAGUGUUAGAUGGUAGGGUAUUUGUUGUAUUAUUAUUAUAUAUUUUUUUUUUUAAGCAAAGUAUAAGGGAGGUAUACUCCAGUCUAGUAGGUGGCGGUAAUGCAACAUUUAUUGGAUGCCAACCGCCGUUAAACCUCAUCAAAGAAGAAGAGGACCACCACCAUUCUUUCCUCGUGGACUGAAGCCAUACUAGCUGAAUACCCAACUCUCAGUACACUGAAACAUGUCUAAACUACAGUCGUUUCGUGUGUUUUUAAAUGAGCGUUUAACGGCAGCUGCUCUGGAGGUUUUUGGGGCAGUUGAGCAAACGGUAGUGGAGUACCUGGAGGAGAAUGAUCGGCUUCGGAGGUUGCUGAGGAUCACACCGGAGAUACAACUAUGUAGAAUAGGUUUGUAUGUAGAUGUACUGCUAGUUAGAUAG